Molecule: messenger RNA, 1769 nt
Organism: Eutrema salsugineum
Lineage: Eukaryota; Viridiplantae; Streptophyta; Magnoliopsida; Brassicales; Brassicaceae
Product: AP2-like ethylene-responsive transcription factor PLT1
Exons: 9
Coding region: 1-1731 (576 amino acids)
Biological process (GO): regulation of DNA-templated transcription
Molecular function (GO): DNA binding; DNA-binding transcription factor activity
Source: RefSeq, a predicted model, not a curated record
AUGAAUUCUAACAACUGGCUUGGCUUCCCUCUUUCACCAAACCACUCUUCGUUGCCUCCUCAUGAAUACAAUCUUGGCUUGGUCAGUGACCAUAUGGACAACCCUUUUCAAACACAAGAGUGGAAUAUGAUCAAUCCACACGGUGGAGGAGGAGGAGGAGAUGAAGGAGGAGAGAUUCCAAAAGUGGCUGAUUUUCUCGGUGUGAGCAAACCGGGAGAAAAUCAAUCCGACCACCUCGUAGCUUACAACGACUCGGAUUACUACUUCCACACCAAUAGCUUGAUGCCUACCGUCCAAUCAAACGACGUCGUCGUAGCUUGUGACUCCAAUACUCCUAAUAAUAGCUAUGAGCUUCAGGAGAGUGCUCACAAUCUACAGUCACUCACUUUGUCCAUGGGGACCACCGGUGGUAAUAACGCUGCUGCCAAAGCUUCACCGUCCGAGACCACCGGGGAUAACACUAGCGGUGGAGCAUUAGCCGUUGUUGAGACGGCCACGCCGAGGCGGGCUUUGGACACUUUCGGACAACGAACCUCGAUCUAUCGUGGUGUCACAAGGCAUCGAUGGACCGGUCGAUAUGAAGCUCACCUGUGGGAUAAUAGUUGUAGAAGAGAAGGCCAGUCUAGGAAAGGAAGACAAGUUUACUUGGGUGGGUAUGACAAAGAAGACAAAGCAGCAAGAUCAUAUGAUCUAGCUGCACUUAAGUACUGGGGUCCUUCAACUACUACUAAUUUCCCGAUUACUAACUACGAGAAAGAAGUAGAGGAAAUGAAGCACAUGACGAGACAAGAGUUCGUGGCUGCUAUUAGAAGGAAAAGUAGCGGAUUCUCACGAGGCGCUUCUAUGUAUCGAGGAGUAACAAGGCAUCACCAACAUGGAAGAUGGCAAGCAAGGAUUGGUCGAGUCGCCGGAAACAAAGAUCUCUACUUGGGAACCUUUAGCACUGAGGAAGAAGCAGCAGAAGCUUACGAUAUAGCCGCGAUAAAGUUCAGAGGACUCAACGCAGUGACCAACUUCGAGAUCAACCGGUACGACGUGAAAGCCAUCCUAGAGAGCAGUACUCUUCCCAUAGGAGGAGGUGCGGCUAAGCGGCUCAAAGAAGCUCAGGCUCUUGAAUCUUCAAGAAAACGCGAAGCCGAGAUGAUAGCCCUUGGGUCAAGUUUCCAAUACGGUGUUGGGUCGAGCUCAGGCUCUGGCUCCAGCUCAUCAUCAAGGCUUCAGCUUCAACCUUACCCUCUAAGUAUUCAACAACCAUUAGAGCCUUUUCUAUCUCUUCAGAACAAUGACAUCUCUCAUUACAACAACAACAACAACAAUGCUCAUGAUUCCUCCUCUUUCAAUCACCAUAGCUAUAUCCAGACGCAGCUUCAUCUUCACCAACAAACCAACAAUUACUUGCAGCAACAAUCGAGUCAGAACUCACAGCAGCUCUACAACGCGUAUCUCCAUAGCAAUCCGGCUCUGCUUCAUGGCCUUGUGUCCACCUCCAUCGUUGACAACAGCAACAAUGGAGGCAGCUCUAGUGGGAGCUACAACACUGCAGCGUUUCUUGGAAAUCACGGCAUUGGUAUUGGGUCGAGCUCGACCGUUGGAUCGACCGAGGAGUUCCCAACCGUUAAAACAGAUUACGAUAUGCCUUCGAGUGAUGGCACCGGAGGAUAUGGUGGCUGGACCGGUGAGUCUGUUCAAGGGUCGAAUCCUGGUGGUGUUUUCACUAUGUGGAAUGAAUGAAAAGGGAUCUGUUUCUUGCGGCACAAAGAAAGAGGUCA